AACUGGGGAGAAAUCAUGGCCAACUGUCAACCGAGUUCCCAAUUUGAGGACCAGAGCCCCCAGCCCAGCUCCUCAGGGCACCCCUUGGAGGUGACUGUCAAUGAAGAAAGCCCAGGACCGUCGUCAGCCCCCUGGGCCAGUUCCUGCCCCCUGCCUCCGUGUCCCGGCUGGAAGAGGAAAUGGUCAGUGGCCUUCCAAGAGGAGGUGGAGGACAAGACGGCGGCUGAGGCUGAGGACACCUGGGUCGUAGAGUCGCUCUGCGGGCUCAAGAUGAAGUUGAAGAGACACCAGGUGUCCGUGGUGCUGCCUGAACACCAUGAGAUCUUCAAAAGGAUGCUCGAGGAUCCCGUCAUUAAGAGAUUCCUGGCCUGGGACAAAAACUUGAAAGUAUCUGACAAGUAUCUCCUGUCGAUGGUGAUCGCCUAUUUUAGCCGUGCUGGCCUCUUCUCUUGGCAGUACCAGAGGAUCCAUUUCUUCAUAGCUCUGUACCUGGCCAACGACAUGGAAGAGGAUAAUCAGGCCCCGAAACAGUCCAUCUUCCCGUUCCUCUAUGGGAAGAACCGUGCCCAGCGUCCCUCGUUCCACAGGCUGCGCUUCCAGUUCAUCCGUUCCAUGGGCUGGAAGACUCGGGUCACUCGAGAAGAGUGCGAAAAGAUACAGGCUUUUGACCCGGAGCUCUGGGUGUGGGGUCGAGAUCGCGCCCUCUUGCCCUAGAGGCCCCAGGACCAUGCAGGCCUGAGGUCAUCGGCCUGA
Molecule: messenger RNA, 753 nt
Organism: Camelus dromedarius (Arabian camel)
Lineage: Eukaryota; Metazoa; Chordata; Mammalia; Artiodactyla; Camelidae
Product: speedy protein E4
Exons: 6
Coding region: 16-714 (232 amino acids)
Biological process (GO): positive regulation of cyclin-dependent protein serine/threonine kinase activity
Molecular function (GO): protein kinase binding
Source: RefSeq, a predicted model, not a curated record